Messenger RNA from Esox lucius (northern pike), 5560 nucleotides. RefSeq names its product ELAV like neuron-specific RNA binding protein 4 (gene elavl4). Gene Ontology annotation, molecular function: RNA binding. The record is from RefSeq and is a predicted model, not a curated record. Bases 513 to 1880 code for a protein of 455 amino acids. Lineage: Eukaryota; Metazoa; Chordata; Actinopteri; Esociformes; Esocidae. Gene Ontology annotation, cellular component: ribonucleoprotein complex. The transcript has 9 exons.
AGAUGGAAUGAGAGAGGGAGAGAAAGGGACGAGAGAGGGAGAGAAAGCGUGAGGGAGAAGGAGUUUAAACUAAGAGCUAUGUUUUGGGACAAGCUAAUCUGCCAGAGAGCAGUGUGAGGAUCGGAGCACAUUGUGUGAGAGAGUGUGCGGGGGACAGAUAAGGGAACAAGCCCGCCAGCCCGACUGCUUGUUUUAAUGUGCUGACUCUGGGGAGAUAAAAAAAAUAUAUUAUUGACUCUUCAGUCGUGUGCCGAGACCCUGGGCACAAGCGCCACAUCCACCAGAGGUGUACCAAAACAGGGGAAAAAGGGGACAAAAAUUUGACACAAAACAGAAAUUAUAGAGGAUUUUUUCCCCCAUUUUUUGUAUUUUUAUUUUUUACAUUGAUUAAUUUUUUUCUUUCUUUUUUUCUGGGACUGGCUCCCAUUUCCAGUAGACAGAGGGAGGAAAAUCACUGAAGGGGAACCGUUAGAAAAUAAGAAAAGGACGAAAAAAGCAUUAACUACUACAAGAUGUUCGAAAUCAGCCGAACACUCAACGCUGCUUUGUUGAGCAAUGAGCAUCUCAAGAUGAUGGUGAGGUACCCCCAGCUCUCGGGACUAGCCACUGCUGACGGCUCCGUCCCUGAGAGGUUCUCGCCGCUAUUUCCCAGGGAUCUCCCAUCCGCCCAGAUGGGAUCCAGGUCACUUUUGGGAUCGACAGAGACACAGUGGCGUCAGGCAGAACUCCCGCAGCUACAGGGCUGGGCAGAGAAGGGACUGCUGACUCAGCCAAAGAUGAUAAUCAGCAACAUGGAGCCUCAGGUGACGAACGGCCCCAACGGCACCACGGCCAACGGGCCAUCGAGCAACAGCCGCAGCUGCCCCUCGCCCAUGCAGACCGGAGGCCCUACCGACGACAGCAAGACCAACCUCAUCGUCAACUACCUGCCCCAGAACAUGACCCAGGAGGAGUUCCGUAGCCUGUUCGGCAGCAUCGGAGAGAUCGAAUCCUGCAAACUGGUUCGGGACAAGAUCACAGGGCAGAGUCUUGGUUAUGGGUUUGUCAACUACAUUGACCCAAAGGAUGCAGAGAAAGCCAUUAACACAUUAAACGGACUCAGACUUCAAACCAAAACUAUCAAGGUGUCAUAUGCGCGGCCCAGCUCGGCUUCCAUCAGAGACGCUAAUCUCUACGUGAGUGGUCUGCCAAAGACCAUGACCCAGAAGGAACUGGAGCAGCUCUUCUCCCAGUACGGUCGCAUCAUCACCUCCCGCAUCCUGGUGGACCAGGUCACAGGUCCCACAGGUGGGUCCCGGGGUGUGGGAUUUAUUCGCUUUGAUAAGAGGAUAGAGGCUGAAGAGGCGAUCAAAGGACUUAACGGACAGAAGCCCUCCGGAGCUGCCGAGCCCAUCACUGUUAAGUUUGCCAACAACCCCAGCCAGAAGACCAGCCAAGCUCUGCUGUCCCAGCUGUACCAGUCCCCUAACCGCCGGUACCCGGGACCACUUCACCACCAGGCCCAGAGGUUCAGGCUGGACAAUUUGCUUAAUAUGGCCUAUGGCGUAAAGAGGUUUUCUCCCAUUACCAUUGACAGCAUGACAAGCCUGGUUGGUAUGAACAUCCCUGGCCACACAGGCACCGGAUGGUGCAUCUUCGUGUACAACUUGUCUCCAGACUCUGACGAGAGCGUCCUGUGGCAGCUGUUUGGGCCCUUCGGAGCGGUGAACAACGUCAAGGUCAUCCGCGACUUCAACACCAACAAGUGCAAGGGCUUCGGCUUCGUCACCAUGACAAACUACGAUGAAGCAGCGAUGGCCAUCGCCAGUCUCAACGGGUACCGGUUGGGCGACCGCGUCUUGCAAGUGUCGUUCAAGACCAACAAGACCCACAAGUCCUGAACCCCUCCUCCCUCUGAAUCCCCUGUCACCACUACCACGACCACUCUACAGUCACCCGACACAGCAACUCUCCAACAGGAACACAGCAAACCAACAAAAAAGAGAACUAGAAAUGGCUUAUAAUAUAACUUUGGACCUAUAAGCCAAUGUUGCCUAAGUAUUACAAAAUGAAAGAUUAAAAUAUCCAUGAUUUGGAACACCUGUGGUAAUACAGGUUUUUUUUCUGUUGUAAAUCCUUUCUGUUUUUUUAUUUUAUUUUUGUGGUUGUUAAAUGAUUUUCUCUUCUAUGUAAACAGUAGCAAAACCAGUCCCCCUUAUUUCAAAGAAGAGAAUGUCCUUUUUAGAUUGACGUUUCUUGGUCUCGAUUCAGGAUUUUGUUCUUUUUUAAAUCCGGAUCCACUGUCGUUAGAAUUAUACCUCCCUAACAACAGAUGAAGGGAGGGGGCUCUUUUUUAAAUUGGUGACCAUUCAUUCAUUUUUAGUGUAUAUUAAAAGAAAUCCUAUCAAUUCUAAGGGAUGACUCAAUCCUGUUUUCUCUGAUGCAGAAAAAAAGAAUUUCUAACAUUUUUUGUUUUGUAUUGCAAACAAAACACAUGUCUUUCCUCACUUGGGUUUGGGAGAUGGGGAGAGGGAGGGGAUGGGUUAGCUUUCCUGAUGACACGUAAAGUGAUUUAAAAAAAACACUGUUGCCAAAGAGAAAAUCUCUUUGCUUGAAAAUGCGUUUAGAAAAUGAAAAAAGAGAAGAGAAAAUCUAUUUUUAUAAUAUGAUAAUUAAAAUAAUAAUUAUUGAAGAAUUUUUACAAGAAUCUGGAUUUGAAAAAAGAGAAAAAUAUUUUGACUGGCUAAUUAGGGGGUGGGGGGAGGGAUGGGCGCCACCUUGUCUUGUUCGUUCUGCCGUGGUACUUUUUAGGAUCAAAGGUUGUUUGUUUUUAGGAGAAAUUGAUUGGCGAUGAUUUUGUAGAUGGAAGGUUUUGUCAAGGGAUGGAAAUUGAGGCAGGUGAUCUUCGUAAUUUUUCAUAGUGCGUAAUUAUUCAACAGCGAUACCCAAAAGGUAAGGGAGAGGGGUCUUUUGAGGCCUAACCAUCCUCACAGUCCAGAGCCCAAAGCAAGAAGACCCAUUGUCCACUUAUUUUUUCUUUUUUCAUCAGUCUAUGGGAUAUUAGUAAUAAAUAUAUAUAACAUACACAUCUCUCCAUUUAGAAAACAUACAUUAUAGUUUUUUUCCUUAUUAUUUUGUGGAAAAUAACUUCCUUUAGCGAUCAACGGUAGGUGCUAUAUUACAUGAUUCACAUAUCUUAAAUAUCCAAGUUUGUUGUUCUAUGUGUUGUUUAGAGAAAAAAAUACUUCGAUGUUGGCAUUGAAUUGAGCUGCUGUUCUUGUUUAUUUUUAUUGUUGGCCCCCAUCUGGUGACACUAUUCCUUGCAGACAUACCAGAUAACUGACUUUGGGCCAUGUAAGAAUCACUUACGAAUUUUCUUUGGCUUGCUAACUUUUAGUUUUCUUGCUGAGUGUGAAGCGUUUGUCGAAAUUCAAUAAUAAUUAGCUAGUUCUGUUAGUCUAGAUAUUUGUUUCCUCAAAGGAUCUAUUACAAAUGUGUUUUUAUUUGUUGUGUACAAAUAGAUAAUAUAUAGUCUACAUUUGUUUUACAAUAUCUAUAUCUAUGAGUUGUCACUGUUUUUAGUUUGAGCUUGUCUUUUUCAUAUGACAAAUUUAUGAAGUGAUGGUUCAGUUACUUAGAAAACUUGUGAGGAAUCCUGUUCAAUAUGUUGUCAUGUCGCUUGUGAAAAAAAAAUAUUUGGAUUACAUUUGAGUUAAUUACCGCGGCAAAAGAAACCGAACAAAAACGUAGAAAAUAACUGUAUUUAUUUAUUUAUUGAUUGAUUGUUUCAUUGACUCAACUAUUUAUUUAUAUUGAUUAUUUAUUUUUGUAUUUAUUUGUUCCGUUGUCUGUGUAUUUUGCGUGAUUCUGGUACAGGGAGAGGGGAUGUUUCUGAGCAAAAGGGAACAAAGUGACUAGGGGAGAGGCUCUUCCAUUAGUCCACUGCACUGAGAACUUUUAGUACGUUUGUGCUUUGUACCGAUAUAUCAAAAUUACAAUAUAAAAAAUCUAAAAGUUGAAAACAAAAAAAAUGUCAAGAGGGUUGGUGACGCUCUUCCCUUAUUACUAGAAACAGUUACUCGCUAUGCAUAACCUAGUUGAUAGUUAAAUUUGCUAUUGCUUUUUUCUUGUCUUGUUAAACAAAAUCUUUAAAUCUUUUUCAAUAAAGUUUAGUCUUAAUAGAAUGUUAUAACAGUUGUUCUGGUUCAAUAUAACCUGUGAUAAGUUUGUGUCGUUUUAAAGCCACUCCGCACCCUCCCUCCACACUACCGCUUUGUGAUGAAACUUUAUGCAAAAAUGUGGGUCUGAAGCAUAGUUUUCCAUUUUCAAACAUUUUAUAACACCCAAGUUUGGAGGCUCGGGCAUAUAAAUUCGAUAAGAGAAUUUCCAUUGUAUUUGAGGGUCAUUCAUUGCACUGGACUAAUCAGUCAACUCACCUAAGAGUCAAACGUAUUUUUAAAGAAUGGUCAUGUUUAAAAAUUACAUAAGAACAUCUCUUUAAAGAGAUCUUGAGGAUUGCACACUAACUGCACUUAUGGCGGCAGUUGUUGCUAUUUAAAAAGACUGAAGGUAUUUAAUGGAUUAUACCCAUUCUAUAUUUUAUACUAUAAUAUAUAUAUAUAUAUAUAUUUUGAAACGGUAAAGGUAGGGAAUGGUUCCAGAAAUACUGAAUUGGAUUUUGUUGAGCCAGAAAACACGAGAAGGUGUAGGGAAAUUGUAAAACCCUCAGACGCAUGCAUAUACAUACUCUGUCAAUACCACAUCAUAGGAAGCCCGUCUGACAUCAUGCAUAUACAUACUCUGUCAACACCACAUCAUAGGAAGCCCGUCUGACAUCAUCAACCAGUACGGUUCUGACCUCAGAACACCAACAGACCCCUUUUCAUGCUCCACAGCUGUUGGGAGCUUGAAUUAUGCAACGACCCCAGUAGAAUGUUGUUCUGAUGUGUGCUGUUCUUAUAUUUCCUAUGUCUUUUGAACUCUUAUGACGUGUGCCUGUGUUCCGUCUAGACCCUCUUGUGCGUAUGUAUGAGUGUGUUUGCGAACACAUUUGUGUUUGUGAGUGUGUGUGUGUAUGUAAGGGUGUUUGAAACACGGGGCUGUGUCACCUCAAUCUAUGCCCAACCCUUAUGACUCACACCAUCCCCUGUAGCGCCUUAUAGUGGCAGCCUGCCAAUAGGAAAUCAACAGCCCGUAGUGUGGGAGGGAAGGUUAAGAGAGGAACAAAGCUCUUGUCAUUUUUCAUUUUCUCCGGAAAUGUGUUUGUUUACUAUCUGAAAAUCUAUAAAGUAUCUUUAAAGACAAAAAAGACGAAAAAAGUUCACAGGGCCUUACUGGUCUCUCCUACUUAUGUUAUUACUUAUCAAUUAUUGAUUAUUAUUAUUAUUGCUAUUAUUCUUAGUAUUCUUAUUAUUAUUAAUCAAAUUACUGCGAUGAAUAUCCUUGCUAGUUUAGGUCAUUUCUGAAACUGGAAACAAAAUAAAAAUCUUGCUGUAAAUGUUUUUUUUUUCUUCAUAAAACUGUUGUGUUUGAAUUAUUUGUACUUUUGAAUGUUGGGACAAUAAAAUGAGGUGUUGAAGAG